UUCAAGUCACCCACAGCGAUCCACUAACAAUGCCCUGCAAAGUCGUUCUUGCCGCCGAGGUUGCCUCCAACUUCACCGAGGAGAUCAAGACAGAGGUGAGCCAGCGCAGCGUCAAGCCCAAGCUCGUCGGCUUCCUGGCAAACGACGACCCGUACGCGACAAAGUACGCGCAGUCCUCCAGCAAGCACCUGGCCGAGGCCGGGCUUCAAUUCGAGCUGCGCCAGGUGCCGCGGGAAUCGCUCGAGGCCGAGAUCGCGGCUGCGAACACCGAUCCGUCGGUGAGCGGCAUCCUGGUGUACUACCCGGUGUACAAUGACGAGCGGGACCAGAAGCUGCAGGACCUGGUCGAUCCGACCAAGGACGUCGAGGGCCUGAACGUUGUCUACAACGGCAAGCUGUACAGCAACGACCGCUUCCUGGACGACCAGCAGACCCGCAAGGCCAUCCUGCCGUGCACGCCGCUGGCUGUGGUCAAGGUGCUCGACCACAUUGGCGUCUACGACCACUCGCUGCCCUACGGCGACCAUCUGCGCGGCAAGACCAUUGCCGUGGUGAACCGCAGCGAGGUCGUGGGCCGGCCCCUGGCCGCGCUGCUGGCCAACGAUGGCGCCAAGGUCUUCUCGAUCGAUAUCAACGAUAUCCUGAUCUUCCAGCGCGAUCCGAGUGCAUCGAUCAACAGCCACACCACGACCACCACUGACUUCAAGCCUGAGGACGUGAUCCCGCUGUGCGAUGUGGUCAUCACCGGCGUGCCCAGUGCGGGGUACAAGAUGCCGACCAGCCUGCUGAAGCCAGGCGUCGUGGCAGUGAACUUUGCCAGUGUACGGAACUUUGAGCCCGAGGUCAAGGAGGUGUCGUCGAUCUAUGUGCCGUCGGUCGGCAAGGUCACGGUGUCGAUGCUGCAGCGCAACCUGCUGCGCCUCUUCAACUACCAGCAGUAA
Molecule: messenger RNA, 941 nt
Organism: Linderina pennispora
Lineage: Eukaryota; Fungi; Kickxellomycota; Kickxellomycetes; Kickxellales; Kickxellaceae
Product: NAD(P)-binding protein
Exons: 1
Coding region: 30-941 (303 amino acids)
Biological process (GO): purine nucleobase biosynthetic process
Cellular component (GO): cytosol
Molecular function (GO): methylenetetrahydrofolate dehydrogenase (NADP+) activity; methylenetetrahydrofolate dehydrogenase (NAD+) activity
Source: RefSeq, a predicted model, not a curated record